CCAGGCGCCUUGGCGGACGCGGGAGGCGGGAAGCGCGUCCCCGCCGCGCGUGCCCGUCCGCCCCGCCCUGCUGCGCUCCGCCCUAUUUCUAUAAAGAGAAGGCGGGCGCCGCACUCGGUUGCAAGCUCCGUUGGGCGCCUUGGAUCCAUUUCCAUCUGGUUCUGCUGAGACGCGUGUGGCUCCCUCCCCGCAACAGCCAAAAUGGUGAAGCUGAUCGAGAGCAAGGAAGCUUUUCAGGAGGCCCUGGCCGCCGCGGGAGACAAGCUUGUCGUGGUGGACUUCUCUGCUACGUGGUGUGGACCUUGCAAAAUGAUCAAGCCCUUCUUCCAUUCCCUCUGUGACAAGUAUUCCAAUGUGGUGUUCCUUGAAGUGGAUGUGGAUGACUGCCAGGAUGUUGCUGCAGACUGUGAAGUCAAAUGCAUGCCGACCUUCCAGUUUUAUAAAAAGGGUCAAAAGGUGGGGGAGUUCUCCGGUGCUAACAAGGAAAAGCUUGAAGCCUCUAUUACUGAAUAUGCCUAAUCAUGCUCUGAAAAGUGUAACCAGCUACCAGCUGUUUAAAACCUGUACCUUUUUUAAUUUGCAAAAAACUAUGAAGUGUGGAGAGUCUAUACCCAACUGCCAUCUGAUUAUAAAUGACAAUAAAAUAUUAAUUCUACCCUUUUUAAAACUGCCUGAUGUGUUUUAAUAUAAAUGAGAAAUGGCCUGAUUUAGUCCCCUAAGCCACUGCUUUAAGGCAAAAAGAUAGGAGCUGGAGAGGUGGCUCAGUCGUUUAGAACAUUGCCUGUUCUUGCAGAGGGCCAAAGUUCAGUUCUCAGCAUCCAUACGGCAGCUACCUGUUCCUCCAGUUCCAGGGAAUCUGAUGUCCUCUACUGGCCACCAUGGGCACCAAGCAUGUCUGAAGUACAUGUACAUUACAUGUAACUAACAUACACAUAAACUUUUUAAAAUCUUUUUUUAAAACUUAAUAUUUAGUUGUAGAAAAUCUCGUUUAUUCGGUUACAUUAAAAGUCUUGGGGGGGGGGUAUUUUACCUUAAUAAAUAAACAUGGUCC
This is a messenger RNA of Mus musculus (house mouse), 1051 nucleotides long. RefSeq names its product thioredoxin 1 (gene Txn1). The record is from RefSeq and is marked validated. Gene Ontology annotation, biological process: cellular homeostasis. Bases 202 to 519 code for a protein of 105 amino acids. The transcript is spliced from 5 exons. Gene Ontology annotation, molecular function: protein-disulfide reductase activity. Gene Ontology annotation, cellular component: nucleus; extracellular region; cytoplasm. Lineage: Eukaryota; Metazoa; Chordata; Mammalia; Rodentia; Muridae.